Molecule: messenger RNA, 1979 nt
Organism: Durusdinium trenchii
Lineage: Eukaryota; Dinophyceae; Suessiales; Symbiodiniaceae
Source: the annotation of a GenBank genome assembly
AGACAACCAUGACUUAAGUGACUUGAGUGUGGUGAAUCUUGACCCUUCAGUGGUGAAAGCAACAGUGCAGUGCAAUGGACGUAGAGUGGUCAGACCUCGAAUGCAGUGGAGUAUCAGCUGACGACAUCUCCAGGUGCGCGGCCGUCCUACGGGAAAUGAGAGCUGCUGACUUGGAGCGCCCAGAGUUUGCUUCCAUACGCGAGGCUGGCGUGCCCUUGUUCAGAAGAACCAUUCUCAAAGAGAGAUUUGGAUCAGAGGAUGUCCUGCACUUUCUGAAGAAGAAAUCUGAUGUUCAUCAGAUGACGACCAAGCUCCAGCGCUUGCACAAAGUUGUGAAGGAUGAGCAUGAGGUUCGUCGACAGAAGGCUGAAACUUGCGGAAUGAACCUGCGGCGCAAAGCCGACCUCGCAGCAAUCAAAGCAGAGAGUCAGCUCCCUGAACCGGAGUUCCUGGCCAUAAUAGGCCCUUCUGACGGGGAAGGUGCAGAAAUUGAGGCCAAUGAAGCUCCGCUGGCAGACAUAGACCGAAUGUUGAGAGCACCCUUGGACAGCUUCUACUCCAAUUGCAACAUGUGCAGAGGUCAGUACAUGGACCACCACCACUUCUAUCAUCAGCUUUGCCCCCGAUGUGCAGACCACAACUGGGAGAAGCGUCAUCAGACAGCCGACAUGAACGGCAUGGUCUGUGUGCCACCUUCCAAGUUUAGCCUGUUUUGCUGGGGUGGCAUUGACAAAUCAGAUGUUUAUGCUUCCUCGGUUGUGCAGGUAGUCACUGGUGGCCGAGUGCGAAUUGGCUAUAGGAUUGUCUUGAAGUUGUUGAGAGCUGGCGCCUUCGUCCUCACGACUACCAGGUAUCCGAGUGAUUGUGCUUGGCGCUUCUCCCAGGAAAGCGAUUAUGAAGAAUGGCGGCACCGGCUGGAGGUUUGUGGUCCACUGGAACUUUGCGAUGUGCGUUUGGUGGAACAUUUCUGCGAUCAAUUGGUUAGGCGCUUUCCACGAAUCAAUGUGUUGAUCAACAACGCUGCGCAGACCCUAACCCGUCAGAAAGGAUGGAAUUUACGCAUGGCAGAAUUGGAACAAGCGGCGGCAUUCCGGCUCCAUGAGAAUUCCAAAACACACAGCACAAAGGCGCCGCAGAUUUGCCAUCCUCAUCAACUUGCUAUUGCCCAUGGACCACAUCAUCAGCUACAUGAGUCACACGAGCCUGGAAUUGAAUUGGCCGUCCCACGUCCAAGCGCCGCAUGGAAGGAUGCACUUGUGCUACAGGACUUUCCUGAAGGCGAGUUGGACGAGUCACGUCAGCCCUUGGAUCGUUCGAUGACAAACAGUUGGUCGAGGCGCAUUGAAGAUGUCGCAACAGUUGAACUGCUACAGACGUUGGCUGCAAAUACUGCAGCGCCAUUCAUUCUGUGCAGCAGGUUGGCCAGUGUGAUUGGACCAAAAUGUGAUGCCGCACCAUUCGGACACAUUGUCAAUGUUAGCGCUUUGGAAGGCAAAUUUUCUGUGAAGAACAAGAGCUCGGGUCAUCCCCACACUAACAUGGCAAAAGCAGCCUUGAACAUGAUGACCCACACCUCUUGCAAGGACAUGUUCCGCCGGCGCAUCCUCAUGAACUGUGUGGAUACAGGAUGGGUGACAGAUAUGGCACCUGAUGGAGUUGGGCAAGUGGCAGCAACUCACGACACGUGGGUGGGCCCACCAUUAGAUGAAGAGGAUGGAGCAGCUCGGGUUCUGGACCCAAUCUUCAGCCAUUUGAAAGAUCCCACGUGGCUUUUGCGUGGUAAAUUCUUCAAGAAUUAUUACGUUUGUGGAUGGUGACGUCCUGAGAUGCAAGAAGUUUCGAAGUGUCACCAUGCCAAUUCCGGCAGCGGAGAAAAACUGUGCCGAUUGCCAGUGGUACCAUGCGCAAGACUAAUCCGGUCCCAAGAAGAUGUUUGAGCGUGCAUUUUGCCGACAGGUUUCAGAAGACAAUGCUAGGUU